GCACUGCCCGGCGCGGGCACGGACACGGAGCGGCCGCACCAUGCCCGUGGCCAGCGCCAACCUGCGCGCCCUCACCUCCUGGGUGGGCAUCGCCCGCCUCUCGGCCGUCCUGCUGUCCUGCCUCGCCUUCAGCUUGGUGGCCUCCACCGGGGAAUUCGCGGGUGCCUACGGGACGUGGUGCAUGUUCAGCUGGUGCUUCUGCUUCGUUGUGACGCUGCUGGUGCUGCUGCUGGAGCUGCUGGAGCUCUACCCGCUGCUGCCUCUCUCCUGGGAUGAUUUCACCGCGGCGUUUUCCAUGCUGGCGGUUCUGAUGGUCUUCACCUCCUCGGUGGUUUACCCUGCCACCUUCAUCAGCGGCUCCUGCAACACCAGCCAGUGUGCCCGGCAGGCCGUGGCCACCGCCGCCUCCUGCCUCUGCUUCCUCGCCUACGCCGUCGAGGUGUCGCUGACCCGCGCCAAGCCAGGGGACAUCAGCAGCUUCCUCUCCACCGUGCCUGGCCUCCUCAAGGUCUUUGAAGCCUAUGUGGCUUGCCUGAUCUUCUCCCUGCUGGACGCGCACAGUGGAGAGCCUGGCCUGAUGUGGUGUGUGGCUGUCUACUCCCUGUGCUUCAUCUUCACCCUCCUCAUCAUCAUCUUCACCGUCGGCCGCUGCCUCACCUACAUUCCCUGCCCGCUGGAGAAGAUGCUGGUGGGCUACAACUUCCUGGCCCUGCUGAUGUACCUCACCGCCACCAUCCUCUGGCCUCUCUACAGCUUCCGGGGGCAGAGCCGCCCCGCUCACUGCGACCCGAGAUGCCCGUGGAACAAGCACCUGGGCAUCACCUUCCUCACCAUCUUCAACCUCAUCGCCUACUUGGUGGACUUGGUCUACUCCACCAGGAUGGUGUUUUUCAGGGCGCCUCCCUAAGGGCUGGGGGGCGGGCUGAGGGGUGGUGGGACG
This is a messenger RNA of Ficedula albicollis (Collared flycatcher), 940 nucleotides long. RefSeq names its product myeloid-associated differentiation marker homolog. The transcript is spliced from 2 exons. Bases 41 to 907 code for a protein of 288 amino acids. Gene Ontology annotation, cellular component: membrane. The record is from RefSeq and is a predicted model, not a curated record. Lineage: Eukaryota; Metazoa; Chordata; Aves; Passeriformes; Muscicapidae.